Molecule: messenger RNA, 1059 nt
Organism: Penicillium macrosclerotiorum
Lineage: Eukaryota; Fungi; Ascomycota; Eurotiomycetes; Eurotiales; Aspergillaceae
Product: NmrA family NAD(P)-binding protein
Exons: 2
Coding region: 1-1059 (352 amino acids)
Source: RefSeq, a predicted model, not a curated record
AUGACACAACCGCAGAAGACUAUCGCCGUGGUCAACGCGGCCGGGCGACAGGCGGCAUCGCUCAUCCGAGUCGCAUCCGCCGUCGGCUAUGCGGUACGCGCGCAAAUUCAUUCACUCAAGGGCCUCAUCGCCGAAGAGUUGCAGACCUUGCCCAAUGUCACGCUGAUCCAAGGUCCCCUCUUAAAUAACCCGGAGUUGAUGGACACGCUCUUCAAGGGCGCCAGUCUGGCCUUCAUCAAUACCAUGUCCCAGGCCGGCGACGAGGUCGCCAUCGGCCGUGCGCUCGCCGACGCCGCCAAGCGCGCCGGCACCAUUCAGCACUACAUCUACAGCAGCAUGCCAGAUCACUCCGUUCACGGGCCGUGGCCCGCCGUCCCUCAGUGGGCACCCAAGUUCACCGUCGAAAACUACGUGCGCCAGCUGGGUUUGCCCGCCACAUUUGUCUACGCUGGCAUCUACAACAACAACUUUACCAGUCUGCCCUACCCGCUCUUCCAGAUGGAACUCUUGGAUGACGGCAGUUUCGAGUGGCGCGCGCCUUUUGACCCGGAGACCCCGUUGCCCUGGCUGGAUGCGGAACACGAUGUUGGACCAACCUUGCUGCAGAUCUUCAAGGACGGGCCGAAGAAGUGGCAUGGCCAUCGCAUUGCCCUCACUUUUGAAACCCUCUCCCCCAACCAAGUGUGCGCCGCGUUCUCCCGCGCUCUCAGCCGGCCCUGUCGGUACGUGCGCGUGCCCCGGAUCGAGAUCAAAGUCAAUAUCCCGCCGGGAUACCGGGAACAAUUAGAAACGCUCGAGACGCUGUUCGGCGAGUUCAAUGCCCCGUACUUCCCGCAACCCGAGUUCUCACAACCCGCGGCUGGAUCGCCUAAGGGCCUCGGACCGGCUGGUGGUAAGGGCGCCGGUGCCGGCAUGAUGCAAGGACCGGGUGGUGUGGUCUCACUGCGCGUCACCGACGAGGCCCGGCACCUCUGGCAGGGCUGGCGCGAUAUGGAAGAGUAUGCGCGCGAGGUUUUCCCGGUGGAAGAAGAGGCGAACGGAUUGGAUUGGAUGCUUUGA